Molecule: messenger RNA, 720 nt
Organism: Lactuca sativa (garden lettuce)
Lineage: Eukaryota; Viridiplantae; Streptophyta; Magnoliopsida; Asterales; Asteraceae
Product: replication protein A 70 kDa DNA-binding subunit A
Source: RefSeq, a predicted model, not a curated record
AUGAAGCUUCGUAUUAUCAGAUUAUGGACACUGGAAGAUUACUAUAACAAAGACGAAAUUUUCUCCAUUCAACUUAUUUUAAUGGACGAACAGGGUAACAAGAUCCAAGGUCAUGUCCCCAAUACUUACAUUUACAAGUUUAGAAAUGUUCUAAAAGAAGGGGAAGCUUAUUUUAUCAAAAAUCCAAAUUUGGCAAAGAUGGAUGAAGGAAAAUUUCAACUAACUGAUCAAAUGCAAAGGCUCACCUUCAAUCGCGAGACUACUGUCACUCCAUGUCUCCAUUUUUUUGGAUCAGUUGUUGGGUUUGCUUUUAUUGACUAUCAUCCCAUUAUCGUCAGCAUUGUUCCACAAAACAUUUCAUUGGAUGUUAUCGGUUUGGUGGUCGCAAUUGGUAAAAUUGAUGCUCGAAAUGAAGAUAGAAAGAGGCAUAAGAUGAGACUACAGAUCCAAGAUGUCAAGGGUUCUCAAUUGGAUGUUAACCUAUGGGGAGAUUAUUGUUACACAUUGUCGGAUUACAUCCAAAAGAAUCCAAACAUUCUCCAGAUUGUCAUAAUCCUUCAGUUUGCAAAGAUUAAUGUCUGUUUGAAUCAAGACGGUCUCAAUGAAAACUCAUCCAGUACUUUCUCCUAUAUGAAAUUUAAUCGAAGUUCUGAAAAGGAUGAUUUUGUGCUUAAAAUGAGCCGAAAACAAUCGUUGAUAUUUUCGAACCGACUGAGAUAA